Molecule: messenger RNA, 2053 nt
Organism: Cuscuta campestris
Lineage: Eukaryota; Viridiplantae; Streptophyta; Magnoliopsida; Solanales; Convolvulaceae
Source: the annotation of a GenBank genome assembly
CAAACAUCAAUCAGGCCAUCCUCUCGAUGUUCAGACCUGCUGUUCUCCCAAGUCCGGAAUCCAAAAUCAGACGCAGAUAGCACACUCCCAGGUUUGCAAUCAUAUGCUCCGCCCCUCCGUUCGCCUUAGAUCGCAGCGUCGCAGGUUCGACUCCGGUUUCGCAGUCGCAGGUCCAGCGGUCCAGAAGACAGCACCGCGACAGCACUCCCUCAGGCCUUAGAAUCUUCCAAGCAAGUAAAAGAUAAAUUCAACCAGCAAGCUCGUUCAAAGUUUUAGAAGAUUUUUUCACCUUUUAGUUGGCUGGAUAUAAAGAAAAAAAGUGUCAGGACCUUUCUCUUGUUUAUCACCUAAAACCAGGGCGUUUUCGAGUUCCAAAGUACAUAUCUAUUGCUGGAUAAAUUUCAAUUACCAAGCAGUGAAGCCAUAGCUUUUUUCACUUUGAAUAUGAUGAACAUCAACAACAAAGAUGAACCAAACACUGCUCCAAAACAUGAUCAGUGGUACAACUUAAAGCUUGGCUCUUCAUUCAAAGAACAGCACCCAUCCUCCAAGUUCUGUACAUUACGAUAUGAGUUUAAACCAGCUUCAAUCAACAAAAGUCUGCCGGGUAAAUUGCACAAAACCAAGGACAAUAGGGUUACAGUUGAAUUUCAGAACAGUCAGCCCGGUAAGCCCAAGGUUUGCUUUGAGGGGAGCAGUGAGGACUACAAAGAAAAUGAUGCUGUUUUAUUCUUUGAUGGUGAAUCAUUCCGGUUGGAGCGACUGCACCGGGCAGUCAAGCGAUUGAAACAUGUUCGGCUCCGUGGGGAAUCUGCAACUGGAUCUGCUCCUGCUUCUGUGAGUGUAGCUGCUGAGACAAGUUCUCCGCCAGUAAAAGUACCUGCAUUCCAGUCUCAUAGUAAUACUGUCCGUGCACCACCAUUUGAGGUUGAGCUAAUUGAAGUUGGUGACAUCCAAGGCUCAGACAUGAGACUUAAGAAUGAUACAACUGCUGAUUAUCCCUCACACGCAUACCAACCAAACAUGUUAUCUGAUUAUCCAUCUUCACAUGCCAACCAAGCAGACAUGCCACCUGGUUAUUCAUAUUCACAUGCCAACCCAGCAGACAUGCCACCUGGUUAUUCAUAUUCAAAUGCCAACCAAGCAGACAUGCCACCUGGUUAUUCAUAUUCACAUGCCAGCCAUCCAAACGCGUCACCCGGUUAUCCAUCUUCACAUGCCAACCAGGCAAACAUGCCGCCUGGUUAUCCAUCUUCACAUGCCGACCAGCUAAACAUGGCACCGGGUUAUCCAUCUUCGCAUGCCGACCCGCCAACCAUGUCACCCGGUUAUCCAUCUUCCCAUGCCAACCCGCCAAACAUGUCACCCGGUUAUCCAUCUUCACAUUUUAGCCACCCAAACUCGUCACCCGAUGCAAAGAGUGAUGACUUGGACGAACAGCUGGAUAUAAUGAACGACGAUGAAGUGGAGGGUGAUGCAGCAGCCAAUGGAGGAGGAGGAGGGGAUAUCGCGGUGAACGAAAUCGACAUCAACAAACCACACCAAAACGAAACGGAUGGGGAAGAAUUUGCCGAUGUGGUUGGAAGUGACGAAGAGGAGAAUGGCCUUAACGCGGGAGAAGCGCUUGGAGGACAAGCGAAUGGAGGAGGGGGGGACGAGCACCACACUUCAAGCUCCAGCAGUAGUAGCGGGAGCGAUAGCAGUGGGAGCAGCGACAGCAGCAGCAGCAGUAGUGGGAGUGACAGUGGCAGUAGCUCUAGUGACAGUGACACUUCUGGUGAUGAAGCUGCCAUUUCUAUCUAAAAGACAAUAAUACCCCAAGUGGCAGAGAAGCUGCUUUCGGGCAGUGUGCUUUUUAUCUCACUUUGGCCAUGGCAUUUAAUAAUCCAAUUUCAUGGUGCAUGUGAAUCACUUGUUUAAGAGCUUUUUAUAUUACUUAUUACUUUUUCUUAUUAGAUUUAGAUCAUAUCAGAAACGGCUUUAAAUAUAACUAUAUUCGUAUCAAAUCAGAACUUAUUGAACCGAGAUCAUACAUUAAAACGAGCUUACAUCU